UACUCCUCAUAUAGAUAUAAAGCUCUCCCUCUUCUCUCUCUCUCGUGCUUCUCUGGCUGUCUCUCUCUGUGCAGAGCCGGUGCUGUCCGGUCCGCCCUUCUCCCUGCUGCCAUGGCCACGGACGCUGCCGGUCAGGAUGAUGCGACGGCCGGUCCUGCAGACUUCACGGAAAUGGGAGAAAGGCUGAAGGAGAGGAAUAUGAUGGCUGACUUGGAGGCCUCUCUGCCUGCUGGACAGGAGGAGUAUGCGAUCCGGUGUCAAGAUGUGUGCCGAUCGUACGGUAAACUGAAGGUCCUCAGCAACCUCAACCUGACUGUGCCACAGGGACACAUUUAUGGCCUUUUAGGGCCAAGUGGAUGUGGGAAGACAACACUGCUAAAAUGCAUUGUGGGAACUCUGAAAAUCUCGCGGGGUCACAUCACCGUUCUGGGGAAGCCACCUGGGUUUCCAGGUCACGACGUGCCAGGGAAGAUGGUGGGAUACAUGCCGCAGGAGCUAGCGUUGUACAAUGAGUUCACCAUUAGUGACACCCUGGUCUUUUUUGGCCGAAUCCACGGCCUUACGUCGAAGGAGACCCAGGCACGUAUCGAUUUCCUGAUCGACUUCUUAGAUCUACCUCAGAAGAACAGUCUGGUCCGAAAUAUGAGUGGAGGUCAGAGGCGCAGGGUGUCUCUCGGAGCGGCCCUGCUUCAGAAUCCAGAGCUGCUCAUCCUGGAUGAGCCCACUGUUGGAGUGGACCCUGUGCUCAGGGCCAAGAUCUGGCAGCAUCUUGUGGAGAUUGUGAAGACGGGAAAAGUAUCCGUCAUCAUCACCACACACUACAUUGAAGAGGCCAGGCAAGCCAACGUGGUCGGUCUCAUGAGGAAUGGAUGUUUGCUGGCUGAAGCUCCUCCAGAAGUAGUCAUGAAGCAACACAGUGCAACAACUCUGGAGCAAGCCUUCCUGCAGCUGUGUGAGUCAUCAGACCAGAUCAGCUCUAAGCAGGGGUCCAGUCCACAGACGGGGCCUUUAGAGAACAGCCAAUCAUUUGAGAGCGGGAAGGACGAGAGUAAACCGAUUCUUGGGUUCGGUUCAGGGGCUGCAGUGGAAAUACCCAAAUAUUCAGCUGACUGGAAGGUGCGGGCGCGACACGUGGUGCCAAAGUGGAGAAACAUUGCUGCCCUGAUGAUCAAAACGAUGGUGCGAAUGAGGAGAAUGCCAGGCUCGCUGUGUUUCCAGUUCUUGUUGCCCGUCAUCCAGGUCUCUCUGAUCUGUGUAUGUGUCGGAGGAGACCCAAAGGGGAUCCAGGUCGCUGUGGUGAACAAUGAGACCUCCCCUUCUGCUUACAGCCAAUCACUGCUCUCUUUCCUCGACAACUCCAGCGUGCAUCAGGUGCCAUUGUCUCAUAAUGAUGCUUUUGAAGGGAUCUAUAAUGGAGAGUACUGGGGUGUCAUUGGCUUUGGCAAGAACUUCACCAGCUACUUGACAAAAAGGAUGAUCCAGCGGCAGGUUUCCAGAGAGGUGGUUGAUGGAGGAUCAGUACACGUCUGGCUGGACAUGACAAAUCGACAAAUUGCAGUCAUGCUGCAGAAGAAACUACAUGAUGCUUUUCAGGCUUUUGUGGAGAAUAAGUUGGGCAGUAUGUCGUACCUGGUAUCUUUGCCAAUAAAGUUUGAAGAGCCAAUCUAUGGCGACCUCGACACAGACUUCACCACAUUUGUGACACCUGGAGCUGUGCUCAGUAUUACCUUCUACUUGGCUGUAGGUCUGACAGCUCUCUCCUUUGUCCUGGAGAGGAAGGAGGGGCUUUUGGACCGAUGCUGUGUUGCAGGUGUGAGCUCUCUGGAGAUGAUGCUGGCUCACCUCUUCUCUCAGCUGUUUGUCAUCAGUGUUCAGAUUAUCCUGCUGCUCCUCUUCAUACUGCUCGUCUUUAAGAAUCCUAAUGAAGGCUCUAUAGUGCUGAUCAUCAUCCUGAUCGUGCUGCAGGGCGUCACUGGUAUCUCCUUCGGCCUGGUCAUCUCCUCUGCCAUUGAUGAUGAGCAGAACGCCAACCAGGCCGCCCUGGGCGUCUUCUACCCUAACCUCAUUAUCAGUGGUAUCAUCUGGCCUGUAGAGUGUAUCCCGUAUCCUCUGCGCUACAUCAGCCUCGCUCUCCCUCAGACGUACGCCUCAGAAGCUCUUCGCUGUAUCAUGUACAGAGGUUGGGGUCUGUCUCGGAUGAUGGUGUGGCGUGGUUUUGCGGUCACCCUGGGCUGGAACACAUUCUUCCUCAUCCUGGCCACAGUCAUCAUGAAGCUGAGGACGUGACAGAUUCUCCGCAGGGAGAACUUUACCUCAGUGUGGGGACAGAGCUGUCAGGUGAAGCCAAGCAGUCGAAGACUCAUCCCAGGCCUCCUGUCGUGUGGAUGGACUGGAGACAG
This is a messenger RNA of Notolabrus celidotus (New Zealand spotty), 2399 nucleotides long. RefSeq names its product ATP-binding cassette, sub-family H, member 1 (gene abch1). NCBI's taxonomy places the organism in Eukaryota, Metazoa, Chordata, Actinopteri, Labriformes, Labridae. Gene Ontology annotation, molecular function: ATP hydrolysis activity; ATP binding; ABC-type transporter activity. Gene Ontology annotation, cellular component: membrane; ATP-binding cassette (ABC) transporter complex. The record is from RefSeq and is a predicted model, not a curated record. Gene Ontology annotation, biological process: transmembrane transport.